ACUAGGUUGAGCCAACAGUGCACACAGGCUGCUUGCACAAUUUGCAGUGACAAGCAGUGUCACUUUGCAUUCUUAGUCUCUGAGUUGGAAAAACUCCAGGAACCUCCGGCAGCAUUUUUAAUACGUAUUCUUCUUUGACUGUUGACUUUAAUGCAGCAGUUAGUUAAUUGCAGUUCCUGUCAGUGUGAUCUGUGUGGAGCAUUAGUGGUGGUUAGUGAGCCUCCUAGUGUGUUGGAUCUUCCUCUAAUCAUCAUCAACAACAGCAUCACCAUGAUAAUAAGCAUCGCUCUGAUCUGGGCAGUAGUGGUGGGAUUCUGCUGCCUUCUAUGGCUUGCUGUGGGGAUACGACGCAGGCUACCUGGUGAGCCUGCAGUUGAGAAUGGCUUCAUCCCCUACCUGGGUUGUGCUCUGCAGUUCGGGGCCAACCCUCUUCAGUUCCUCCGCAGCCGCCAAAAGAAGUACGGCCAUAUUUUCACCUGCAAGAUUGCAGGCCAGUACAUUCACUUCCUGUGUGACCCCUUCUCUUACCAUUCAGUCAUCAGACAGGGGAGACACCUGGAUUGGAGGAAGUUCCACUUUGCUACGUCUGUCAAGGUGUUCGGCCACGACAGCUUUGACCCUCGCCAUGGCCACACCACAGAGAACGUUCACCAAACCUUUCUGAAGACCCUGCAGGGCGAGGCUCUGCCCUCCCUGAUAGAGACCAUGAUGGGCCACCUCCAGGACGUCAUGCUGAGGUCAGACACACUCUGCCCCAGCAAGGACCACUGGGAGGUGGAUGGCAUCUUUGCUUUCUGCUACAAGGUGAUGUUUGAGUCUGGCUACCUGACUCUGUUUGGUAAAGAGCUUGGUGAAGACAAAUGUCAGGCUCAGCAGGAGGCUCAGAAAGCCUUGGUGCUCAAUGCUUUGGAGAACUUCAAAGAGUUUGACAAGAUCUUCCCGGCGUUGGUGGCUGGCCUGCCCAUCCAUGUCUUCAAGAGUGCCUACAGUGCCAGAGAGAAUCUAGCAAAGACCAUGCAUGCUGAAAACUUAUCCAAGAGGGAGAACAUGUCUGAUCUGAUCUCUAUGAGGAUGAUCCUGAAUGAUUCCUUAUCUACCUUCAAUGAUGUGAGCAAGGCCAGGACCCAUGUUGCUCUGCUCUGGGCUUCACAGGCUAACACCCUGCCUGCUACCUUCUGGAGUCUAUUUUAUAUGAUCAGGAGCCCAGAUGCUUUGAAAGCAGCUUGUGAGGAAGUGCAGAAAGUUCUGGAGGAUUCAGGUCAGAUGGUUGACCCUAGUGACCCACCACUGAAGCUGACCAAGGAGCAGCUGGACAAUAUGCCUGUUCUGGACAGCAUCACAAAAGAAGCUAUGCGUCUUUCCAGUGCUUCCAUCAAUGUGCGUGUUGCGAAGGAAGACUUCCUGCUUCACCUUGACAACCAAGAAGCUUACCGUAUUAGGAAAGAUGAUGUCAUUGCCCUAUAUCCACCCAUGCUGCACUACGAUCCAGAAAUCUAUGAGGAUCCCUAUGAGUACAAGUUUGACCGUUUCCUGGAUGAGAAGGGUCAGGAGAAAUCCACCUUUUACCGCAGCGGACGGCGGCUGCGUUACUUCAACAUGCCUUUCGGCUCUGGGGUCACCAAAUGCCCCGCCAGAUUUUUUGCUGUGUAUGAGAUCAAGCUGUUCCUGAUUCUGGUGCUGUCCUACUUUGACAUGGAACUAUUGGACCCUGCUAUCAAAGCCCCACCUCUUGACCAAUCCCGUGCUGGUCUAGGAAUCCUCCAGCCUACCUAUGAUGUGGACUUCAAGUACAAGUUGAAAUCAAAACACUAGGCUCUUUGUGAUUGAAGUAGAUAUUGUACAUAGUGUAUAUUUAACAGUGUUAAUGAAGAUGCCUUGUUAUAUUUGUAAAUAGACUGAAUUAUAUAUUUUUGUUGCUUUAAUUUGCUGCUGAAGAACAUGUAUUCUGCACUUAUGGAGCCCUUGCAAACAGUUUCACCUUCAGUGCAUCUGGUCGUGUUGUGCCAAACACUUCCUGGCAGACAUCCGGCAUGUCAGAGUAAAAUUGGUGAGUAGCAUCCUGUUGACAGACCUAGACCCAUAUCAAUGUAUAGAAUAAACUUGUUUUUGCCCGUUUACCCCAAAUCUUGUAGAGUGACUUUACUGCCAACUGUUUUCCAAAUCAAGUGACAGAGUUUUUGUACCUUGCAGGCAGCCAUUGGUUUUAAUAAAUUACAUUAUGCCACAUUAUGAUUAUGCAGUGUAGACUCCUUAAAUCAGGGGUGUCAAACAUACGUCUAGAGGGCCAAAAAAGUCAUUAAUUUAAAUUUUUCAAUGAAAUGCACUGCUAUUCCUAUUUGUCCACUGGGGGUUGUGCUGUCCUAAUAAGAGUAGCAAGCCCUAUGCUGGAUAUGCUAUUAUAGAUCCCACGUGCUUACAUACAGGCUACAUGACACAACACUGUCAAGCAUAGGCUACUAUUCAUGCAGGAGCCGCCGGAAACUGUCUUAGAAGAGUCUGAAGAAAAGUGGACGGUCGGGAAGCCAGUGUGCUCGUUGUGCACCUUUCACUGCUCAAGGAAUAUAAUAUUCUCUGCCACUAUCAGACUCUUCAUGCCAAAAAAUACAAGAACUUGCAAGAACAAGUGAGAACAGAGAAGAUAAAUGAAUUGUUGGCAUGUUUGAGGAAACCGAGAGUAGCUGAGAGAUCAGCGAGACACCUCAGGCUGUUCAUCAUCUGUUUUGUAAAUUGAUUGUUCAUUAAUUGUGAAUGUUUCCAGAAUGUACAUGUGCAUCUUUAAACUAAAAGAACGGCAAACACUUGGAGGUGUUGUUAUAAGACAGUGACCAGCGUCUUCACUGUGAUUGAUUCAGACAAUCACAGUGUUUGAUUCUGUAGCCUCACCCCCACCUCAACCCUUAGAUGUUUUAAUUCAGUUACCCGUUGAAAUGCACAUUUCUUUUGUACAUUUUACAAUAAGUGGAAUACCUAAAUGCUGUUUCAAAGUCUUCUCACUGCCAGAAGUGAAAUUCUUUUAUUUUUUCAUUGAUGAAAAAAGGUAGCUGAAGUUGCCAUGUUAAAAGAAAAUACAAUGUACAUUUCAAUUUCAAUUUCAAUUUCAAUUUAUUUUUAUAUAGCAUCAAAUCAUAACAGAAGUUAUCUCGAGAUGCUUUAUAUAUAGAUAUUUUUAUAUACAUGACCUCCGUGUCCUCAGUGGUAAUGCAUGUUUGCUUGUUUCUUUGAAAGAUGAUUUUUAAGUCAAAAGUACCAAUGGUACCAAAUGGAAGCCUGGCAGAUAGGAUAUCAAUAUAAAAAUGGAAAAAGGAAUCAGUAAAGUAUACUGUACAUGACUAAAUCUACAAAAACACUGGUAUGCUCCUUUAAGCUCUAGAGCUACUGGAAGUUCACAUUUACUACCACUUCAGUGUGUGACUAUCACAACCAACAUUCUGCAGUGAAACAUGUUCUAUGUGUUUAUUAGCCUGUAGAAAUCUGUGUGAACACAUGAGCUCAUCCAUUCUGCUCUAGCACCACUCGUUUGGUACCUUGUCAUCUCGCAUCAGCUAAUUUAUUCUGUGAGGUGAAGUUGCUGAGUGCAGCAUGACCAAACUCUCUUUUUGUUUUAUCAAUAAAUGCAUUACUCUAA
Molecule: messenger RNA, 3625 nt
Organism: Sebastes umbrosus (honeycomb rockfish)
Lineage: Eukaryota; Metazoa; Chordata; Actinopteri; Perciformes; Sebastidae
Gene: cyp7a1
Product: cytochrome P450 7A1
Exons: 8
Coding region: 151-1812 (553 amino acids)
Biological process (GO): cholesterol homeostasis; bile acid biosynthetic process
Molecular function (GO): oxidoreductase activity, acting on paired donors, with incorporation or reduction of molecular oxygen; heme binding; iron ion binding
Source: RefSeq, a predicted model, not a curated record